CAAGUCAAAGAAAGAUACACGAGGAAGAUAAAUUCGAGGAACAGCUCCAAAAAGUUUCCUAAUUCAGAAGGAAUCAUUCCAGUAACCCCUGCAUUCGGCAUGAUGAGAUAUACAAGAUUCCUUAGCUUCCCGAUGCUCGAGGGAAUCUCCCCUUCGAACUCGUUAUGUGCCAAGUUCAAUGUGAUCAAGCUACGCAUUUCGGAUAUUUCUUCAGGUAAUGCCCCGGUCAACAUGUUUUGCGCAAGAUCAAGAGUCACAAGCUCCGUCAAGUUCCCAAUUUGUGGGAAUAUCGUCCCGGAAAGAUUGUUCUCGCGAGCCCUGACAUACCGGAGUUUUGUCAGAUUCCCCAUACUGGAAGGCAAGUUACCAGAGAACUCACUGAUUGUGGAUGGCAGAUUGCCCAAGAACUCAUUCUCGUCCAGCAAAACCACUCUCAGCCUUCGCAGGCGUGACAAAUUGAGAGGAAGUGGUCCCUUCAACCUGUUUUUCGUCAAGUCAAGAACUUCAAGAUUCUCUAAGCUCCAAAAGCUUGGAGACACAGUUCCAUUGAAGUUACAAUGGCUGAAGUUCAGGUGUCUCAUGGACCUGAACUGUACAAUGAAUUCGGGAAAUGGAAGAAGACUCUGAGGUUGUUGUUGUGUACAUGGAAUAUCAAUUUUGACAACUCUCUCGGAUUCACAAGUGAUCCCGGACCAAUUACAGGGAGAUAUAUUUGUGUCGAACCAAUUCACAGAGAAAGUGUCUUUCGUCGUAAUAAGAGAAUUUCGCAGAGCUUUCAAUGAAUCAAUGUCAUUUGCAGAU
This is a messenger RNA of Cuscuta campestris, 801 nucleotides long. NCBI's taxonomy places the organism in Eukaryota, Viridiplantae, Streptophyta, Magnoliopsida, Solanales, Convolvulaceae. The record is from the annotation of a GenBank genome assembly.